AUGACGUUGUCCACCACAUUCGCACCUCUGGCCCCCCCAGUAUUCGCACGGCCUAGACGACUGGCUCCGUCCCGUCUGGAAGCGGCGAAGGCCGAAUUUGAGCACAUGCCACAACUGGGCAUAAUUCGGCCGUCCGAGAGUCCAUGGGCGUCCCUUCUGCAUAUGGUGCCCAAGGCGACAUCAGACGACUGGCGGCCCUGUGGUGACUAUCGCGCCCUCAAAAAUGCGACCAUCCCGGAUCCUUAUCCCGUCUCUCAUCUUCAAGAUUUUGCUGGAGCUCUUUUCGGCAAAUCGGUUUUCUCGAAGAUUGACCUUGUUCGGGCCUUCCAUCAGAUUCCUGUCGCUCCUGAGGAUGUUCCCAAAAUUGCCGUCACCACACCAUUCGGCCUGUUCGAAUUUAUUCGCAUGCCAUUUGGUCUUCGCACUGCUGCCCAAACAUUUCAGAGGUUCAUUGACCGAGUCCUACGUGGUCUCCCGUUUGUGUACGCCUACAUAGAUGACCUCUUGGUAGCCAGUCGAAAUGCUGAGGAACACAAAGAGCAUCUUGCCUUAGUGUUUGACCGCCUCGAUCAGUUUGGCGUGGUCAUUAACCCUUCGAAGUGUGUUCUGGGUGUGCCGUCCCUUGAUUUUCUUGGUCUCCACGUCGAUGCACAAGGUUUGCGUCCCCUCUCUUCCAAGGUUGAGGCCAUUCGUGACUUUCCUCCACCAACCUCCAAGCGUCAGUUGCAGCGUUUCCUUGGCAUGGUAAACUUUUAUCGCCGGUUUCUACCGAACUGUGCCGACCUUAUGCUGCCACUUACCACUUUGCUCUCUGGUCCCAAGGGUCCCCUUGAGUUACGUGGCAACGCGCUGACUGCUUUUGAGAGAAUAAAGACCUCCCUUGCUGAUGCUUCCUUGCUCACUCAUCUUGCUCCAGAAGCCCCAUUGUCCCUGAUGGUUGAUGCUUCGACCGUUGCCGUAGGAGCAGUCCUCCAACAGCAUAUCAAAGACUCGACACGACCGUGGGCAUUUUUCUCCAAGAAGCUUUCACCUGCCGCGACCAGAUAUAGCACGUUUGGCCGUGAACUUCUUGCCAUUUACCUAGCCGUAAAACAUUUCCCACACUUCCUUGAGGGUCGCGACUUCACAAUUUUCACAGACCACAAACCACUUACAUUUGCCAUCCGAUCCCAUUCUGACAAAUAUAACCCGAGAGAGAUUUCUCAUUUGGAUUACAUCUCGCAAUUCACCACCGACAUCCGCCACAUUGAUGGCCCGAAGAAUGCGGUGGCCGACAUGCCGUCUAGACCUUCCCUCUCGGCGUUUCACCUCUCACACGGGAUUGAUCUUGGUGCUAUGGCGGCUGAACAACUACGUGCUGGAUGCCUUGGCGACGAGUCUGUUGACAGUCUUCAAUUAGUUGACGUCCCAUUGACCACCGGCACUGGCACAAUCCUUUGUGACGUAUCGACUCCUUUUCAUCGCCCUUAUGUGCCUGCCUCGAUGCGUCGAGCUGUUUUUCAAACUCUCCACGGACUCUACUAUCCUGGGAUUCGUAUGGCCUGGGUUGAACAAGGAUGUGAGAGCUUGGACACGAUCGUGCCUUUGCUGUCAACGUAA
Messenger RNA from Spirometra erinaceieuropaei, 1599 nucleotides. The record is from the annotation of a GenBank genome assembly. NCBI's taxonomy places the organism in Eukaryota, Metazoa, Platyhelminthes, Cestoda, Diphyllobothriidea, Diphyllobothriidae.